GACAAAAAUUUUAUUUUCCAUUUAAUUCCUUUUUUGCCUUUUCUCGAUACAAAUUAGUUUCCAUAUCUUUGGAGAUGCCACGACAAGUGCUGGAACUAAUCGACUAUUUUGCACCAUUUGCUGCUUUACUCAUGUUUGCCUUCGCUAUUCUCUUUUUCGCCUUCUUCCUUGUCAACUUUUACUACAUAAGUGACAGGGACUCGCUAACUGUAUUUGAGAAGUUCGGCGCUCAAUUUGACAUAUGUCUUGGCCCUCACUCCAUGAGCGAUAUUUAUCGCGGAGGCCCAAAGUCGCAGUUCGACUUGCAGAAAGUUGAGCCAGAGGAAACUGUUGUGGUUCAAAGAGCAGGACGAUCAUCUGAGAUGAGAGGAAAAUUCUAA
Meloidogyne enterolobii is the source of this 380-nucleotide messenger RNA. The record is from the annotation of a GenBank genome assembly. NCBI's taxonomy places the organism in Eukaryota, Metazoa, Nematoda, Chromadorea, Rhabditida, Meloidogynidae.